This is a messenger RNA of Limulus polyphemus (Atlantic horseshoe crab), 843 nucleotides long. Its product is annotated as guanylate cyclase 32E-like. NCBI's taxonomy places the organism in Eukaryota, Metazoa, Arthropoda, Merostomata, Xiphosura, Limulidae. The record is from RefSeq and is a predicted model, not a curated record. The annotation marks the transcript as partial. The transcript has 5 exons.
AAAUGUUCCGACAGGAAAGUGUCUGAAAAACGGAUUUAUCCAACGUUUGCCAGAACAUUUCCCCCAAGCUCCAAGCAGUCCAAAUCAGUAAUCUCAUUGUUGAAACAUUUCGAGUGGACCAAAGUAAUCUUGGUUGUUUCCAAGAAGCCAUCGGAUGUACAAAUGGAAGAGGCUUUGAAUGGCCUGGCUAGGGAACACGGUAUCACUGUUACGGAAACCCACUACAUCCCUGGCCACUAUCUGACCAAACAUAACGAGACUGUCAAACAGAUCAUACUCCAGACUUACAAGAAGACUAGAGUAUAUGUUCUAUUGGCUGACAAUCAUCCCAUGGUGGACUUUACUCGGUAUAUGUAUGAGAAAGGUCUACUGAAGAAUGGGGAAUACGUCAUUAUUUGUGUGGACGACGAGGUCUACGAUCCUUCCAAGGAACGUCAGUACAUUUACAAAGAAUCAGAGGCAGCAGACAGUGACGUCCUCCCUUUUCGAGCAGUGUUCAUUGUCACUCACCGAGCUGCUAUUAACCCUGAAUAUGAAGAUUUUAAACAGAACGUUACUUCGCUCUCUAUGUGUCCGCCUUUUGUUAUUCCCGCUCAUCCCCACCUCGCAUUACCGGUGCCCCUGUAUGCUGGCUUAGCCUAUGAUGCUGUCAUGAUCUACGCUAAAGCACUGACGGAGGCUUUAAAUAAUCAUCUGACAGAGUAUGACGGAAAAGACAUCAUAGACAACAUCAGGGGCCACGAAUAUCACAAAAACAGGGGAAUAAUGGCUUAUGGUAAAGUUGGGAAUUGGCUGGAUUCAGAACAGAAAGUGGGACAAGUAAUCUUACUUCCGGGAGUUUAG